ACCUCGAGAUCCCCGGCACCCCCCAGCCCCAGGACCUCGAGAUCCCCGGGACCCCCCGGCACCGGGACCCUCCAGCCCCAGGACCUCCCGGCACCGACAUCCCCAUCCCUGGGACCCUUGGCACCGACACCCCCGGCACCGGAACUCCAGGAUCCCUCGGUACCGACGGCACCAGGACCCUCUGCACUGACAGCACCGGCAUCCCCGGCACCAGCGCCCCGGGACCUCGGGACCCCCGGCACCAACACCGGAUCACCCGCCACCCCCCAACCUCCCCCAGGGGCGCACGGCGGCCGCGCACGGCGGCUCGCCAUGGCCCUACCCCGCACGCUUGGGGAGCUGCAGCUCUACCGGGUGCUGCAGCGCGCCAACCUGCUGGGCUACUACGAGACCUUCAUCCAGCAAGGGGGGGACGACGUGCAGCAGCUCUGCGAGGCGGGCGAGGAGGAGUUCUUGGAGAUCAUGGCACUGGUGGGCAUGGCCACCAAACCCCUGCAUGUCCGCCGCCUGCAGAAGGCCCUGCGCGAGUGGGCUUCCAACCCGGGGCUCUUCAGCCAGCCCGUGCCCGCUGUGCCCGUCAGCAGCAUCCCACUCUUCAAGCUUUCUGAGGCGGGCGGCCGCAAGGCGCUCAGCAACGGGCACGCAAGUCCCGGCGAGGCUGCGGGCAAGGGGGGCAGCAGUGCCGGGACACCCCCAGCCCGCAGCCCCACGGAGCCGGCCGAGAAGCUGUCGCCAUCGGCUCCGCUGUGGCCAGGCAGGAGCACACCCGAGUCUGAGGGUGGUGGUGACGAGGAGCCGGGGGGUCCGCCCUUCUCCCCGAGUGGGAGCAGUGGCGAGCAGCCGGUGGGCGCCGAGAUGCUGGAGCCAGAGCUGGUGCGGACGGUGGUGGAGGGUGUGGAGAGGCUGCUGCAGAGCUACCCCCGCGGUGGUGACGCUGAGCUGCGGGCACUGAUGAAGCUCAACAAGAAGCUGGCCAAGGCUGUGGGGCACAUCUUCCAGCUGGAGGAUGGUGACCGGCACAAGGAGGAGGAGAUCCGCCGACACAGCGCUAUCUACGGCCGCGGCGAGGCCCGGCGCCGCGAGGGCAAGCAGCUCACGCUGCAUGAGCUCAUCAUCAACGAGGCGGCCGCCCAGUUCUGCCUGCGGGACAACUCGCUGCUGCUGCGGCGCGUUGAGCUCUUCUCGCUCUCACGGCAGGUCGCGCGGGAGAGCACUUACCUGUCCUCGCUCAAAGGCACCAGGGCACAUCCUGACGAGAGUGGGGCCACCGCGGCCAAGCGGCUCAAGCAGGAGGCAGGAGAGCAGAGCCGCCCCGAGGUGCUGCCGCUGUUGGUGGGGCCGGAGGCCCCCGGGGCUGCGUACCGAGCCAGCCUGGAGGAGGACGCAGGCAGCCUCUCCGGAGAGAGCCUCGACGGGCACCUGCAGGCAGCAGGCACUUGUCCCCGGCUGACCCCCCCACCCGGCGUACCCCAUGACGCGCCCCUCGGCCUCGCACCCCACGGGCUCUGGAGCCGCCACAUCCUGCAGCAGACGCUGAUGGACGAGGGGCUGCGCUUGGCACGACUCGUGUCCCACGAGCGCGUGGGGCGGCUUAGCCCCUGCCUGCCCGGGAAGCCCCCGGCACCAGAGUUCGAAGACGGGUUGGCAGAGCGGGGUCCACCAGCCCCCCCAGACCCUCCCCGCGGCACCAUCAAGGUGGAGCAGGAGACCAGCCGGCAGUGAGACCCCCGCAGCCCCCCACCACCAUUAACGAAGCAAUAACGUGCUGGGGGACAGGUGCUGGCGGCACAGCGGUGAUGCUGGGGUGCGGGGACCUGGUGUUGGGGUGGGGGGGGGAGGCUUGGCUGUAGCCCCCCCAUGCCCCGUCCCCCACCGCACCAACACUCUGGUUACCUCAGCCGUGGCAGGAUGUGCCUCCCCGCAGCAGCAAUACCCCUGACCCACCAGGACGGACACGCUGUACAGACCCCCUGCCCGGACCCUCAUCGGUGUCCCCGGCCCUGUGCUGACACCCCCCCCCCCAACCCUGGGCCACCUCGGGCAACAGGCAGGCACCCGCGUCCCCAUGCAGUGACGGGCGCUUCGCCACUGGCACACAAGCCAUGUACAGCAUCGCGUGCUCCCGCCUCAGCGUUGCCACCCACGCCGGGCACACGGUGUGGGCGCGCAGCCCCCGCAGCGCCCACGCUCCAGCCGCCAGCCCCCUCCCUGCAGUGCACGUGCGAGCGCAUCGUGCCCACGCAUUGCGACCCCCUUUCCGCUGGCAGUGUGCAGCAUUCUGGCUGUAAAUACCUCCCCCCCCAGCUCAGCCCCAGCGAAACCCCUUCCCCCCUCCAUGCCCACCCGCAGCUCCAUGCACGCCUGCAUCCCCCCCUUUCCUUGCCCCCCCGCCUCAAUUGCCUGCUGCCCUGCCAUGCAUGGUCCCUGUGCUGGGGGGUGUCACACGUUGCCCCCUCCCAGCGCGAAGCAGGCGGUGUUUGACGGGCACUGGGGCAAUGCCCCCCCCAGCCUGGCCCUUUGGGGUGCCUCUUGCCCCCGCUGUUUCUGUGAGCCAUGCCCAGCUCGGGGUCCCCACUUAGGACUGUGUGGUGUCUUUUUAGAGCAUUAGCGACUCUUCCUUUGUAACAUGUACAGUAGAUUAUUUAU
Cuculus canorus (common cuckoo) is the source of this 2646-nucleotide messenger RNA. It is a transcript of the gene NAB2, whose product is annotated as NGFI-A binding protein 2. Gene Ontology annotation, biological process: negative regulation of DNA-templated transcription. Gene Ontology annotation, molecular function: transcription coregulator activity; transcription factor binding. Lineage: Eukaryota; Metazoa; Chordata; Aves; Cuculiformes; Cuculidae. Gene Ontology annotation, cellular component: nucleus. The transcript is spliced from 7 exons. The coding region runs from base 313 to 1722 and encodes 469 amino acids. The record is from RefSeq and is a predicted model, not a curated record.